Miscanthus lutarioriparius is the source of this 1056-nucleotide messenger RNA. NCBI's taxonomy places the organism in Eukaryota, Viridiplantae, Streptophyta, Magnoliopsida, Poales, Poaceae. The record is from the annotation of a GenBank genome assembly.
AUGGGCUUUUUCCCCUGGGGUUUGGUCUUCUUGGUCAGCAACCCCGUUGAAGCCAUGGGGUCUGGGGACUGGUUCAAGACAAUCAUCAGCAAGAAAAAAUCGAAACGGGCAAAGUCAAAGCACGCAAAGCUCUCUGGUCACGUAACAAAUGGAGGCAACCAGACAAAUCAGAAGUUAAAUGGCCCUUCUUCCAGUAGUGACGACCAUGAAGACAAUGCAGCACUAGAGGAAUGGGCUGCUACUCGCAUUCAGAAUGCGUUUCGGAAAUACAGGGCAAGGAAGACCCUGCGUUGUCUCAGGGGAGUCAAAAGAUUGCGUGUUGUCGGUCAGGCGAAUCCGGUUAAGAAGCAGACUGCUGCCACGCUGAGUUACAUACAGUCUUGGAACAAGUUGCAAUCAGAGAUAAGAAACCAGCGUGCUUUCAUGGUCACCGAAGGGCGCAACAGGAAGAAGAAGCAGGAGAACCAAAUGAAACUUGAGGCAAAACUCCAUAAUUUGCAGGUUGAAUGGAAUGGAGGUUCAGAUACUAUGGAUGAAAUACUUGCUAGGAUACAACAACGGGAAGAAGCAGCAGUGAAACGUGAGCGAGCCAUGGCGUACGCGUUCAACCAUCAGUGGAGAGCAAGGUCUGCCACAAGUCUUGGAAACUUCAGCUAUGAAGUCGGCAAGGGUGGCUGGGGCUGGAGUUGGAUGGACCGCUGGAUCGCAGUACGACCAUGGGAGCCGCGAUCCUUGGUCCAUCCUGAGAACCCGAAGAAAGCGCAGGCAAAGAAGGAGAACAGCAGCACAAACCCAUCAGCUCUCAAGCUGCAAGGCUCUAUUACCCUAAGCAACAAUAUCAAUGACCGGAAAGCCCCUAAAAAGAAGCCAUUACCUUCACCUUCUCCUACUGAUCAGAAGCCAUCACCGUCGCCUUCUUCUGAUCAGAAGAAACCAGUACCGAAGGAGCAGAGAGCAAAGGCAGCUGGCACUCCUCCAAAACCAAAGCCCAAGGAUAUGAAGGGGAGCCAAGAGAAAAAGCCGCAGCAGAAAGUGGCUCCUUCGGUCAGCGCAUGA